GCCCUUAAUGCGAAAAAAAGUUGGUUGUCCUGAUUGGCUUCUAAAUAAAGAGGGCUCUGCUGCAGGAUGACAAUAUGGCUGCACAGUUGCUUGCACCUCCAGGCCCCGAUAGCUUCAAGAAGUUCACCCCAGAAUCUCUGGCCAACAUCGAGAAGCGCAUCGCCGAGGAGAAUAAAAAGAAGCCUGUCAAGCCCAGAUCUGACAGCAGUCACCGCGAUGACGAUGAUGACAACAAACCGAAGCCCAACACCGACCUGGAAGCGGGGAAGAGCCUGCCCUUCAUUUACGGGGACAUUCCUCCAAAUAUGUCGGCCGUCCCCUUGGAGGACUUGGACCCCUUCUAUUUUAAUAAGAAAACCUUUAUAGUGCUUAACAGAGGGAAAACAAUCUUCCGUUUCAGUGCCACACCCUCGUUAUAUAUUAUUAGUCCUUUUAAUCUACUGAGGCGAAUAGCAAUUAAAAUUUUGAUACACUCAUAUCCUUUUCAAUGCAUCAACAUGAUCAUCAUGUGUACUAUUUUGACAAAUUGCGUAUUCAUGACAUUCAGCAAUCCUCCAGAAUGGUCCAAACAAGUAGAAUACACCUUCACAGGAAUCUACACUUUCGAGUCCCUCACAAAGAUUGUGGCUCGAGGUUUUUGUAUAGAUGGUUUCACUUUUCUCAGAGACCCCUGGAACUGGCUGGAUUUCAUGGUCAUCUCGAUGGCAUAUGUAACAGAAUUUGUGGACCUCGGGAAUGUGUCAGCCCUGAGAACCUUCAGGGUUCUACGAGCUCUCAAAACUAUUUCUGUCAUACCAGGGCUGAAGACCAUUGUGGGUGCUCUGAUCCAAUCAGUGAAAAAGCUGUCAGAUGUGAUGAUUCUGACUGUGUUCUGUCUCAGUGUAUUUGCCCUCAUCGGCCUACAGCUGUUCAUGGGGAAUCUCCGGCAAAAGUGUGUCAUCUGGCCAGUCAACUCAACUGAAACCUACUUUGCUAAUGGGAGCAAGGGCUUUGAUUUUGAUGAAUACAUCAUGAAUGAGACAAACUUCUACUUCCAGCCUGGCAUGCUGGAUGCACUGAUAUGUGGAAACAGCUCAGACUCAGGACGGUGUCCAGAGGGCUACAUUUGCAUGAAGGCCGGACGCAACCCAAACUAUGGCUACACAAGCUUUGACUCCUUUGGCUGGGCUUUUCUUGCUCUCUUCCGACUCAUGACACAAGACUUCUGGGAGAAUCUGUACCAACUGACUCUACGAGCUGCGGGGAAGACAUACAUGAUCUUUUUUGUACUGGUGAUAUUUGUGGGGUCGUUCUACCUGGUAAAUCUGAUCCUGGCUGUGGUGGCCAUGGCUUAUGAGGAACAGAACCAGGCCACCAUAGAGGAGGCUGAACAGAAAGAGGCAAAGUUUAAAGCCAUGCUGGAGCAGCUGAAGAAACAACAGGAGGAGGCACAAGCAAAUGCUAUGGCAACCUCUGCAGGUACAGUAACUGAGGAUGCUGUAGAGGAUGACGGGGGAGGACAUCUGUCCCGCAGUUCCUCUGAAGUGUCCAAGCUGAGCUCCAAGAGUGCCAAGGAGAGACGGAACAGAAAGAAAAAAAUGUGGAAAGAACAGGAGGAGAAGGGUGACAGCGAGAAGGUGGUAAAGUCAGAAUCUGAUGAGGGCAGCAAGAGGAGCCGCUUCUUUUUCCGAGACAACAGGCUUGGGAGGAAGGCCUCAAUCAUAAACCAGUCACUCUUGAGUAUCCCCGGCUCGCCCUUCAUGUCCCGACGGAGCAGUAUCCUAAGCUUCAAGGGUUCAGAGAAUGAGUUUGCGGAUGAUGAGCACAGCACAGUGGAGGAGAGCGAAGACCGCCGCGGCUCCCUCUUCGUCCCGUACAGGCGCAGCAGCUACAGCGGCUACAGCCAGGGCUCCACACGCAUCAAUCCACUGCCCCCCAACACAGGGUGCAAGAGAAACAGCACGGUGGACUGCAACGGCGUGGUGUCUCUGAUUGGGUCUGGGCAUGGACGGCUACUGCCGGAGGUGAAAAUAGAUAAGGCAGCUUCUGAUGACACGGGCUCGACCACAGAGGUGGGGGGUAAGAGAAAACACUCAGGUUCUCUUAUGGUGUCAGUAGACCAGCUGAAUACUUCCUUUAGCCGGAAAGAACGAGCUAACAGUGCGAUGACUGUUGUCACCAACACACUGGUGGAAGAACUGGAGGAUUCUCAGAGAAAAUGUCCGCCAUGUUGGUAUAAGUUUGCCAACACGUUCUUAAUAUGGGAGUGUUGUCCACUCUGGAUAAAAAUAAAAGAGAUUGUGAACUUGAUAGUGAUGGAUCCAUUUGUAGACCUGGCCAUCACAAUAUGUAUUGUGCUGAACACGGUAUUCAUGGCAAUGGAGCAUUAUCCAAUGACACCACACUUUGAAGAGGUGCUUUAUGUGGGAAAUCUGGUGUUCACAGGGAUCUUUACAGCUGAAAUGUUUGCAAAGCUGGUAGCCAUGGAUCCAUACUAUUACUUCCAAGAGGGCUGGAAUAUCUUUGAUAGCUUCAUUGUUAGCCUGAGUUUGGUGGAGCUGGGGCUGGCUGAUGUAGAGGGGCUAUCUGUGCUCAGAUCCUUCAGAUUGCUGAGGGUGUUUAAGCUAGCUAAAUCAUGGCCCACUCUGAACAUGCUAAUAAAGAUCAUCGGUAACUCAGUAGGAGCUUUGGGGAACCUGACCCUGGUGCUGGCCAUCAUCGUCUUCAUCUUUGCCGUUGUGGGCAUGCAGCUGUUUGGGAAGAGCUAUAAAGACUGUGUGUGUAAGAUCGCUGAGAGCUGCGAGCUGCCCCGCUGGCACAUGAACGACUUUUUUCACUCCUUCCUCAUUGUUUUCCGGGUGCUGUGCGGAGAAUGGAUUGAGACAAUGUGGGAUUGUAUGGAGGUUGCUGGACAAUCAAUGUGUCUUAUUGUCUUCAUGAUGGUGAUGGUCAUUGGAAACUUGGUGGUGCUGAACCUGUUCUUGGCCUUGCUGCUCAGCUCUUUCAGUGCUGAUAAUCUGGCAGCCACAGAUGAUGAUGGUGAGAUGAACAACCUGCAGAUCUCAGUGAUUCGUAUUAAGAAGGGUAUCGCUUGGCUGAAAAUUAAUGUACCGCUCCUGGUGGCCCACGUCCUGAAGAAGAAGUCUCUGAAAGAUGAAGACAAACCUCUUGAUGACAUGUAUGAAAAGAAACUCAACAUCAUGGGUAACCACACUGGAGUGGACAUCAGAUGUGACCUGAACUACCACAAGAACGGUAAUGGCAUUGGCAGUAGCGUAGGAAAGUACAUAAUUGAUGAGGAGCCCAUGUCCUUCAUACACAACCCCAACCUAACAGUACGGGUUCCAAUCGCUAUGGGAGAGUCAGACUUCGAGAAUCUCAACACAGAGGACUUCAGCAGCGAGUCGGAUGUGGAAAAUAGCAAAGAUAAAGUUUUGGAUGACACCAGCUCUUCAGAGGGAAGUACCAUUGACGUAAAGCCUGAUGAGGAAGAAAUGGCUGUAGUGGAGGUGGUGGAGGAGUACUUGGAUCCAGAGGCCUGCUGGACUGAUGGUUGUGUGGCACGCUACAAAUGUUGUGACGUGCCCAUUACUGAGGGCUGGGGAAAGUACUGGUGGUUUUUGAGGAAAACCUGCUACCUUAUUGUUGAGCACAACUGGUUUGAGUCACUCAUCAUUUUUAUGAUUCUGCUCAGCUCUGGAGCUCUGGCAUUUGAGGAUGUGUACAUUGAACAGAGGAAAACCAUCCAGGUCGUUCUAGAAUAUGCAGAUCGAGUCUUUACUUACAUCUUCAUCCUGGAAAUGUUACUGAAAUGGGUGGCCUAUGGCUUCGUCAAGUACUUCACCAAUGCAUGGUGCUGGCUGGACUUCUUCAUUGUGGAUGUGUCUAUAGUCAGCCUUAUAGCUAAUGCGCUGGGCUACUCAGACUUGGGCCCCAUAAAGUCCCUGAGGACUUUGAGGGCUCUCAGGCCCUUGAGAGCUUUGUCCCGGUUUGAGGGCAUGAGGGUUGUUGUGAAUGCUCUGGUGGGUGCCAUUCCCUCCAUCAUGAAUGUGCUGUUGGUGUGUUUGAUCUUCUGGCUGAUCUUCAGUAUUAUGGGUGUCAACCUGUUUGCUGGAAAGUACUACUACUGCUUCAAUCAGACUGAAGAAAGUUAUUUUAAAGUUGACGUGGUCAACAACAAGACAGAAUGCUUUGCACUCAUUGAAGCAAACCACACAGAAGUGCGAUGGAAGAACGUGAAGAUCAAUUUUGAUAAUGUGGGCGCAGGAUACCUGGCACUCUUGCAAGUGGCCACAUUCAAAGGGUGGAUGGACAUCAUGUAUGCGGCUGUGGAUUCUAGAAGGGUUGAGGACCAGCCUGUCUAUGAGGUCAACAUCUACAUGUAUAUAUACUUUGUCAUCUUCAUUAUCUUUGGCUCCUUCUUCACUCUGAAUCUCUUCAUUGGUGUCAUCAUUGACAACUUUAACCAACAGAAGAAAAAAUUUGGAGGUCAGGAUAUCUUCAUGACAGAAGAACAGAAAAAGUACUACAAUGCAAUGAAGAAGCUUGGCUCUAAGAAGCCCCAGAAACCCAUUCCUAGACCACUGAACAGUAUCCAGGGGAUGGUAUUUGACUUUGUCACACAGCAGGCCUUUGACAUUUCCAUCAUGAUACUCAUCUGUCUUAACAUGGUAACCAUGAUGGUAGAAACAGAUGACCAGUCAGCUGAGACGGAAAACAUCCUGUACUGGGUCAACUUCAUAUUCAUUGUAGCCUUCACUGGCGAGUUUGUUCUGAAACUCUUUGCUCUGCGACACUAUUAUUUCACCAAUGGCUGGAACGUCUUUGACUCCGUUGUUGUCAUUCUGUCUAUUGUUGGUAUGUUCCUGGCAGACUUGAUUGAGAAGUACUUUGUGUCACCUACCUUGUUCAGAGUAAUCCGUCUUGCUCGAAUUGGCCGCAUUCUGCGUCUCAUCAAAGGAGCUAAAGGCAUCCGGACAUUGCUGUUUGCCUUGAUGAUGUCUCUUCCUGCUCUGUUCAAUAUUGGCCUGCUGCUUUUCCUAGUCAUGUUCAUCUUCUCUAUCUUUGGAAUGUCUAACUUUGCCUAUGUGAAGCGGGAAUUGGGAAUUGAUGACAUGUACAACUUUGAAACCUUCGGCAACAGCAUGAUCUGUCUCUUUAUGAUCACUACAUCAGCUGGGUGGGAUGGUCUCUUAGCCCCUAUCCUGAACUAUCCUCCUGACUGCGACCCUGAGAAGGAGAACCCAGGAACCACAGUUAAGGGCAACUGUGGCAAUCCCUCAGUUGGAAUCUUCUUCUUUGUGAUGUACAUCAUUGUGUCCUUCCUGAUUGUGGUAAACAUGUACAUCGCCAUUAUCUUGGAGAACUUCAGCGUUGCCACUGAGGAGAGUGCUGAUCCAUUGUGCGAAGAUGACUUUGAGUCGUUCUAUGAAAUCUGGGAGAAGUUUGACCCAGAUGCUUCGCAGUUCAUCACCUUUGCCAAGCUGCCAGACUUUGCCGAUACGUUAGAACAUCCUCUCCGUGUGCCAAAGCCGAACAUCAUUGAGCUGAUCGCUAUGGACCUGCCCAUGGUGAGUGGCGACCGCAUUCACUGCUUGGACAUUCUUUUCGCCUUUACCAAGCGUGUGCUUGGUGACAGUGGUGACCUUGACAUGAUGCGGCAGCAGAUGGAGGAGCGCUUUGUGGCAGCAAAUCCCUCCAAAGUGUCAUACGAGCCUAUCACCACCACACUGCGCCGUAAGCAGGAGGAGGUGUCAGUACUUGUGAUCCAGAGAGCAUACCGUGCCCACCUGGCUCGUCGAGGCUUCAUCUGCAAACGUAGGUCUGCCAACAACAAACUUGAGAACGGAGGGGCCAAUCAGGAGAAGAAAGAGGGCACACCUUCCACUGCAUCCCUGCCAUCUUAUGACAGUGUAACCAAGCCUGAGAAAGAGAAGCAAGAUGACAACAAUGAAGGAAAGGGCCGUAAGGAGAAAGGCAGAAACCAAAAACAUGUCAAGGAGUCCAAGUGUUAAGACUGCUGCGGUAAUGCUCAUGGACAGUAAUAACAAACAUGACAAUAUAAUAACAAAACUGUUAUUUCAAGCGAAUGGAAACCCUAAAUCAAACUAUACUGAUGUACAGAUUAAUUUAAUUUAAGGGAAAAGUAAGGAACAAAAAAAUGUGUUUACAAACAUCACAGGUGUAUUGAUACGAGGAAAAGCAUUGUGGUUCCUCAAAGCUUGAAGACUCUUCAGAGUUAAACCAAACAUAAUCAGCUUCCUGUGUGACACUGUUGCAUCAAGACUAGAUUUAAACGGAAUCAAAUAUGAAUUUAAAAAGACUAAUACUUGAUCACGUGUAUUUUAGAGGGCUAUAUUGUGCUUCAGUAUGGAACUCUUCACCAAGCAGGAAUGUGAUAAUCCAAGGGAACACUAGGAUCCGCAGUGUGGUGCUCACCCUCCACCCUUAGGAUCCCAUGCUUACGAACUGUGGCGGAAAAUUUUACAUCCAGAAAAUAAACACUGCUAUUCACGAAAGAAUUAACUUUCUAAAGUGGAUGUUGAAGGAGUCUGCACCGUUUCAUUUCUGAAAUAUGUGUUAGAACUCAAAAUUGUUGUGAGAGUAAGCAUGAUAGAGAUGAGUGUGAACAAAACUAGAGUCUGGUUGAUUCCAACGGUCUCUUUGCGUUUGUUAGUGUCGAAUAUAUUUUACAUGGUCAUUACAUUAUUUGAGCGGCAAAAAAAAGGAGUAACAGGAGAAAACAAUGAAUUAACAUUCAAAAUUCUGCCCAUGUCACCCUCAGUAACUGUGUCAUGAUAACUUUGUUAUACCUGCAUCAAAAGGCUUUUUCUCCAUGGGCUUUCACUGAUAGGACUGGGGGCCCCAAUACACAUCUCCAAAUGAAUAAUAAAUUAUUGUGCUUGUUCAGUGCAUAGAAAUGACUUGCAUGAUGGCAUGUUUUGAUCAGACAUUUUGCAUGAGUAUUCCUUGUCCACAAAACACUUAUACAGACCUCCACAGUGGCUUGACAAUGUUUUAGGCGGUCCACUGGCUAAAUUUACUACCAGAAAUUGAAUAGAAUUUGAUACUGACAACAAACCGAAUUGGCCUAAGAUGAUAAAUUACAACUUCUCCUCUAUUUACCAUUAUGAAGUACAUUAUAGAACAGACUUUGAAUUUGGGAUUGGCCAGGGGCAAAAUGCCUGUGACCAGGGGCACAUUACUGGAGAAAAAGGGAAAUCCCAUUUUUUGCUGCUCAGGAGAUAGUGAAUGGGAAAUAUAAAUGCUGGAUUGUUCUAUGUAUAUGGAAAUGAAAGGAAAAUGGUACAAAAAUUAACACUGUAAUUUCUAAAGCUUCUUAUUUCAUUUGUAUGCAGCAAUAUCGCUUACCUCACCUACAGCACUGCGGGUCAUUUGGUAGGAGGGUCCAGGGAGAGUUGGAAGGUAGGGGGGAAGGUUUGGGCAUUAUUAUUAUGGGGUGUAGUAAGUUGGUUGGCAUUUUUGAGAUGAGCUAUAACCAUCUCUGUGAAAGUGGCAGUUUUUAUUUUCGAAAAAUAGAACUAUGAUCUUUUUGUUUUUAUAAAUUUUUUUUUUUUACAUGUAAUUACUUUAUAGUUUUGCAAUAUGUCUUUAAUGUGUAUAUUAUCAUCCUAGUUUGGCCCUUGGGGAUUAACAACUUUUUUUAAAUCUGUGUAUAAAGCCAUCACAUCUUCAGCAAUGGUUUGAUUGUAGCCAGGGCAAGGACAUAUGUCAACAGAGACAGAUUGAUGGUCACAUCUGUUAUAGGAGAGGUCAAAGAUGUCAUGUUAUCAUCUGAUGUGUGCAAUUUAUGUCUGGAAGUUUCUGGAAUGUCUGGACAAUCUGGACAAUCCUCUCCUGUUUAAUGCUUUCAGACAGACUGAUGCUUAUUUAGUUUCCCCAUUUUUCUCAGGAUACAACACAGAUGUAUCAUUGUGACUGAUGUCAUCAACAAGGGCCUUAGUGUUGGGCUCAGAGAAUGUUUGUUAUAAGGCAUGGGGCAACAGUAGGAGCGCUCCCAUCACAUUGAACUCUCAUGUAGAGAGAAGAGCAGGGCUGUCUGACAGAGCUAACAUCAACCAACUUAUGUAUGUGAAAAAUGUAUGAGUCAAGGUACAGGUAUUUCAAGCAGUAAUAGAAGUAAGCAAAGUACUGUUGGAGGAAUCUGGAUAGUGAAUAGUGAAUACCCCCGGUUAGCCUUAUUUAUCAUAGGUAAACCACUACACUAAUGCCAAAUAACCAUUAGAUGCUGGUCCCACAGCAGCUAACUGUGAGCCGGGCAACUCCCAUAUUAGAGCUACUUCAUUUUCUGUAUUUUAGUUAUGUCAAUAUGUUGACCUGAACCAAAAGAUAAAACUCUCCUCAGCUAAGUUCAAACCAUUCUCAUUUAUACAGCAAUGCAGGCUAGAGUGUAAAAAAUGAAAUACAUAAAAAUAAAUUACAGAUCUUAUAUUAAUUUAGAAACAAAAAUUAAUGAAACGUGAAUUUAAAAAAAAUAUAUUGUACAGUACAGGUUUAUGUUAUAAACAGCACAAAAUGCUGAAAGUUAAGAAUGAACUUUUUAAGAGACUAUAAAUAAUGUAAUAUAUGAUUUUAUUUUAACAGCAUGUAUAGUUUUUUUUGUAAAUAGAGAAAUACAUACAAAAAAAAAAAAACAACUACUGCUAUUAAUCUAAUACUGAAAAAUUAUUUGAACCUUAAUAGAAUGGCUUCACUCAUUGCCCUGGUCUCACUUGGAAGACUGACAUAUUUGUAGAAGGUGCAGAUUUUUGAGACACUUUUCACAUUAAAGAGGGGAAUCCAAUGUGUGUUAAAAGCAAAAAGUAUAUAUAAAUCUAUACAUAAAUCAAGGCAUAUCAGUAGAGUUAUACUACAUAUGUUUCUAUGUAUACAUGUAUAUGGACAUAUGUGUAUAUAUAUGCACACAUAUGUAUGUAUAUAUAUAUGAUUUGAGAGCAAUGUCCUCCUCAUGUUGAACUCUGCUUGGAGUGGAGGGGAUGCACUACUGGCUGUCAUUUGCUCACACUCUUAUUUCUUUCUUGCAGUACAUUCACUGAAUGACCAAAACUCUGGCCUGGCCUACACAGUGUGCUUGCGAGAAAGGGUGCAUGUCUGUGUGGGUGGUGUGUGUGUGUGCAGGACCAGUUUUCAAUGUAAGGUGAUGUACUGACUGCUCGCUAUGGCUUAUGUUGCCUGUAUUUGGGAGGGGAAUGCACUACAAGCAAUUAAUUUACACCUUGUGAAAAUGUAAUGUCUUACCAACUCAGAACCCUUCCACCAAACAAGAACUGACUCACAUAAUUGCACCAGAUGGCACGUUCUUCCCCCAUAAACCCUGUUUUCAUCCUCUGGCAUAAUCGCCAAAUGCCAUGAUCUUUCAGUCCUAGUCUGAGAGAGAGAGCGAGUGUGAGUGUGUGUGAGGUGGGGUAGGGGGAGUGUGUGUAAACGUUUGGUCACUUUAAAUGUGUGUAUUGCAGCUUAGCAUUUUCUUUAUCUCUUAGAUACACAACAAUGCAAUUUGCAAUCUUAGGUUUGGUUAGGCUUUAUAUUCUGCUUUUCUUGUCUUUGUUUGUUGUUUAAGGUGCCUUUUGCUGCCAAUUUUGUUUGUUGAAAAUACAGAUGAUGUUACAUAAAAUUAUCCUAAACAAGUGGAGCUUGUUUCAAAUGAGCACUGGGAGAAAGAACUGAACUAAAGAAUGUCUGUGACAUCUAUAAAAGCAAAAAAUGAACAACAUUUUUUUUAAAGAAAAUAAAAAAAGAAAACUUAACUAACAUCAGCCUGACUUCAUCAUCAGAGAUUGUCCAUUAGCAUGGGGUGGAAAACUGGAGUGCCGAUCUCUUAAAGGUUGAGUCUGUAGAGAGAAACAGUUUGCCUUCUUUGCUCAGCUUCUGUUCCUUUUCACUUCUUUUAUUUUUCUAAAAAUAAUUAUUUCUGUCUAUCCUUUUGUAGCAUGACUAAGUUGCUAUUUCCUUCAUUUGCUGACAAUAAUUCAAGUGUUUUUUGGUUCAUAAUGUUGCUCUUAUCUCUUCCCACUAAUGUUGGAGAGGAGAGGGUGUGUUGCACAACCACUUGACUUAGUGAGAAUCAGUGAAAAAUUGUCUUCAUUUGAGCACGAAACCUUUUCCAAACAAACAAUAAAGCAGCCAUCCAGUUACUCCAGAGUGCUUGUGCUUUCCUUUUUUUGUUGUGGAUAUGGAACAAUAUGAAUGUAAUUAAUGAGGGGAGUUAAGGAGGCCUGGGUAACUCAGCGAAUAAGGACAUUCACUCUCACCCCUGGAGUCAUGAGUUCAAAUCCAGGGUGUGCUGAGUGACUCCAGGAAGGUCUCCUAAGCAACCCAAUUGGCUCGGUUGCUAGGGAGGGUAGAGUCACAUGGGGUAACCUCCUUGUGGUCGCUAUUAUGUAGUGAUGGGAAGAUCAGAUCAUUUUACUGACUUGGAUCUUUAUGUCUCAUUCAGCAAAAAUAACUAAUCUUUGUUCAAGAAAUGUUGUUCAUUUGAGCAGAAUUAAAUUAAAAUGUUACAUUUUCAAUAGCCAAAUCCCGUUCCAACACAUCUACUUACGCAAACUUUGAUUAUAGUUCCAAUAAGGAUAUAUAAUGCAGCCAAGGACAAAUUAUAAGAAUCAGAAAGAUUAGUUCACCUCUGUAUUAAAUCUUCUUGUCUGAGUCGUUUGUUCUUUUGUCACGUGACAGCCGUAUGCCCAAUGUGCAGCAUAUAUGGCUGUCACAUGACAAAAGAAUGAACGACUCUGACCAAAAGACUUGGACAAGAACUUUACAGCCGUUUAAUAGGUAUAAGAUUUUUCUGUGAAAUGCCUUUAUUUAUGUUUUUAUUUUUUUCCCCAUGACAUGUAUGGUCAUAUGUACUCUUGUAU
This is a messenger RNA of Xyrauchen texanus (razorback sucker), 10853 nucleotides long. Its product is annotated as sodium channel protein type 8 subunit alpha-like. The transcript has 29 exons. Bases 75 to 5993 code for a protein of 1972 amino acids. Gene Ontology annotation, cellular component: axon; plasma membrane; voltage-gated sodium channel complex. The record is from RefSeq and is a predicted model, not a curated record. NCBI's taxonomy places the organism in Eukaryota, Metazoa, Chordata, Actinopteri, Cypriniformes, Catostomidae. Gene Ontology annotation, molecular function: protein binding; voltage-gated sodium channel activity. Gene Ontology annotation, biological process: membrane depolarization during action potential; sodium ion transmembrane transport; neuronal action potential.